Messenger RNA from Amborella trichopoda, 5586 nucleotides. RefSeq lists its product as uncharacterized. Gene Ontology annotation, molecular function: RNA binding; metal ion binding. The record is from RefSeq and is a predicted model, not a curated record. Lineage: Eukaryota; Viridiplantae; Streptophyta; Magnoliopsida; Amborellales; Amborellaceae. Gene Ontology annotation, biological process: RNA processing.
UCCUCAUAAUAUGCUCCCACUGUCACAAAUACCCGCUUCUUCAAAGCUAGGGUUUAUCUCUGCUCCUCUUCUUCAUCUCCUCCCUUCAUAAUUUUUUGGUUUCUUUUUCACCUAUUUUUUUUUGCCUGAUUUCAAUUCAUUGAUAUUCUGAAACUCUAUCAAAUUCCCUGGAAAUAAUCUGAUUAAAGGUCGCCUUUCUAAUUUGAGUAGCAACAUAUUAAACAUCCCGAGAUGUAUGGGCAAGGGAACUACACCUCUCAUUUCCAGCAUGGACCCCCUGCCCCUCUUCCUGCCCUUCAGCAAGGCCCGCCCCCUCCUCCCAUUCAUCAGCCCCAACACCCACCUCCACCUCUCCAUCAAGGGCCUCCUAUUCCUCAUUCUGCCACUCAUCGAGUCCCACGUCCUCCACCACCACCCAUUCAAGCACCACCCCCUCCGAUUCAACAGGGCCCACCCCACUUGCCUCAAGCUCAACCUCCUCCAUCCACAAUGAACAUGAACCACUCUUACAGGCACCCACCUCCCCAAAACGCCCAAAACCCAAUGCCAAUGGCUAUGCCAAUGCCACCACCUCCCUACCAAAACAACCAACAAUACCCCCCAUAUCCUCCACCUCCGAGUGUCAACACUGUUACCCCACCUCCUCCAAGAGUGGUUCCCUCUCCUCUUAUGCCUCCAUUGCAAGGCCAACUAUCAUAUCAACCACAAAAUCAUCGUGGCCCCGUAAUGCAAGGGUCACAACAACCUAUGCGUCCUGGUCCUGUUCCACCCCCAACUGGGUUUGUUCCUAUUACUCCUUCUCCUUUUCCGCAUUAUGCGCAAGGCCCCGUUGAUAUGCAGCCCCAUUAUAUGCCUCCUCCUCUGCCCCCUCCUCCACCUUCAUCACCUCCUCCCCUACCCCCACCGCCUCCUCCGCCUGCCUCACCACCUCCUAGCUUUUUGUCUAUGAAUUUGUUGGCGAGCUCUACAGAUUCCAUUGCCCCCUCAUCUGGGACAAAUCGCUACUCAGAAUCUAAAAUGGGUUUGGAAAGUUCUUCAAAUCGUGUUGACAGGGUUGGGGUUUCUGAAUUGGCCACUACGAUUGGUGAUAAGGUGGAGAAACCAGAGGGUUUGAACCAAAAGUUUGAUGGUACGCCUCUCUGUGGUGGCUCUUUGGGGAAUGAAAUGGUCAGGAUGGACACUAGUUCUUUUGCUUCAAUGUGUCUACCCCCUCAACCUCCUAAGCCAUUUGAUGGAGAAAUGGUUAAAAACAUCGAAAUUUUGUGUCAGUUUAUUGCAAAGGUUGGGCCUGACUUUGAGAAAAUGGCACGAACCAAGGAAGCUGGGAAUUCGAAAUUUGCAUUUUUGUUUGGUGGGGAACCUGGGAGCAAUGCAGCAAUUGGACAUGAAUAUUUUCAGUGGAUGAAGAUGAAAAGUAGGUUCGAGGCAAAUUAUAGUAAACCAUCAGAGGGGCGUGAUCAAUCUCUUAUGCCUUCUGAAACUUCGGGGACUUCUUUGCGUCUUGGUGGUGUGGUUGAUGAGGAUAUCUCUGCUUCUCCAGCAGUUUCAGAUAUGGAUAUGGAAGACGAUGUUUAUCCACCUUGUAACAACGAUGGUGGUGAUGGAUUUGAUGAACCCUUGAACGCAGAAGUCUCAACAUCUUUGGAGCCAUAUAAUGGGAAAGACAGUCCUGGAGCUUCUCAGAAUUCUUCAGAAGAGCAAGUUCUCAAGGAUAUGCAAACUCCUCCUGAAGCCUGGAUGAGGUCUUUAGCAUCAGAAUCUCCAGGUGAGAAAGGAAAAAAGGAUGGUUCUACAUUUGAAAGACCAGUUAUUGAAGAUCGUAGCCCAGUGAAGGAUUCACAUGAUGCUUACAGUGAUAUUCCUGAAAAUGAUGCGCGUAAACCUUUGAGGACAUCUGUCAAAGAUCUGAGUCCUGAAGGUGUUUCGCCUCCAGUUGUUGGGCUAUCCUCAGACAGCAAGGAGCAGGACACUGCAAAGCCAUUGAUUGACGAUGUGAGCCCUAUGAGAGCAAUUGCAAGUUAUUACUCGGAGGAUGACACCGAUGAAGCUGAAAGGCCAUCUAUUAAAGAUGUAAGUCCUGUUAUUGUUUCACCUGAGACUACAAAGCUUCCUUCAAAAUUCCAUGACAAACAAGAAACCGAAGGAGUGGAGCAUACUUGGGAAGUUUCCCCAUCAUCUCCCAAAUCAGUAUCACCGAAGGAUUCACCUGCUUUUUACAAAGUGGAAUCACCAUGUUUGACCCCUUCAAAGCCAACAGAAGAAUAUACAGAAAGCAAUGAAAUGGGGUCACUCCGUGAAUUUUCCAAGCACGAUCAUCCGUUACAAGAGAAUGAUAUUGGUGUUGAACCACAGAAGGAACGGCCUCAUGUGGCGGAUGUUUUAAAAGAGGCUACUUCAGCAUUGGUUGUGGAUGAGUUUGGGAGAUUAGUUAGAGAAGGUGCGAGUGAUAGUGAAUCAGAUGGUCUGAGCAAUAGGAGAGGCAAGAGGGGCAGGAGUAGGAGCCGUAGCCGUAGCAGGUCUCCCCAAGAAAACUGGCGGAGGAGGAGAAGUCGUAGCCCACGAAGGAGAAGGGACAAACGGAGUCGAUCUCACAGCUGGUCACCUAAGAGACAGAGAAGCAGGAGCAAGUCGCCGGCUGCUUUCAGGCGUAUGGGUGAUAUCUCAGGUGAAAAACCAAGAAAGGAAUGUUUUAACUUCCUUCGAGGCAGGUGCUUUCGUGGAGCAUCUUGUAAGUUUCUUCACCUAGAACAUCCCAUGGAUGAUUCAUAUAGAAGAUACAGAAGCAAAGGGCACCACCACCAUGACAAUCCCCAUGAUUCAAGGCAACCCACUUGGUGUGAGGACAACAAGGAUGGGGCUAAAGACGUAGUAACUAAAACUGUUCAAGAGGAACAUGGGCCCUUUAGUUAUGAGCUAGGAAAGCUUGUAGAGGUUAAAAAAGAAGCCCAAGAUGGGCCCAUGGGGUUCAUUGGUUCUGUUCCAUCGAGUUCAAACAUGGACGAAAACAAGGAAGUUGUGCCUUCUUCCGAGGAUGCACAACCUGGUAUGACUAGUGAAGAAAACAGUCAUUCACAAUUUAAUGUUAUGAAUAAAGAAGCUGGGAAUUCAUUGGGUCUAGAAGAGAAGGUUACCCUAGUGCCAGGAUCUCUGGUAACUGAGCAAAUGGGAGUGCAUCCUUUGACUGAGGAGAUUUCUCACAACCCAAUUCACCGAUUGCAGGAUGAGAGUGUUGAACCUCAGACCACCCCCCAUGUAGGUGCGCAACCUUCAACAAAUGAAACUCUAGUGAACCAGCCUUAUCCCUAUGAUACAAAAGCUCCCCUUCCUGACUCUGAACCAGCUGAGAACAGUAUUAUCUCUCAUCCCCCACCCAUAGAAAACUCGGCUCCCCAUUCCUUUCCCGUUCAACUCUUUCCACCCUCCUUUCCAAAUCAGGUUCAACCGUUUUCUCAACCUUUUCAAGCUCAUUCGGCACCUUCUCAGCCAUUCAUGUCUGAUAGUUUCAGGCAUCAACCUAUACCACCAAAGGAUAUGCACCAACCUAAUUUUUCAUCAGGGAACUUCCAAUUUCAACCUCCCUCUACAGGCCCUAACCAGUCAUUCCACUCCAAUGGGUUUAUUCAGCCACCUCAAGUUAUCCUCUCUCAACCCCAACCUGAGAAAUUCCGUUUGCGUCAAUCCCCAAUUGAUGACCAAAACACCCCUGUGAAGUCUCGAAAUGAUGCCCCCCUUCCUUAUGGGCCUGAAUCCCUGCUUCCCAAGCCCCCCAUGCUUGCAACUGAAUUUCACUCUACACAUUAUAACCCUAAUCCUUCUCAAGAAUUUCACCCUCGACCCUUUGCACCCCAGCAAUCAUUACAACCAAUUGAUGAAUUUCGUCAGGGGUCCAUGGAGAAUCCAAGAGACCCAUUGUUCAUCGGCCAGAAUUUCAUCAGAGAAGAUCCUAGAAGCCUUCAUCGAGAAGAGCGAUUCCCAUAUUCAGCAAUGCAUGAAGUGGGGCCCCAACGACAAGAAUAUUAUGCCCCCCCACCUUGGGUAAGGGAAGAUAUGCAGCGCCCGCGGCAUGCAUUAAAGGAUGAGGGGCACUUGUCUAACCCUGGGUUUGAUCCUCGAUUACCUGGUCAUGGGUAUACUUCACAAAGUAACACAAGGGACAUCUGGCCACCAAGCUCCUCUAGAGAUGCCCAAGCCCAAGUACUGCCUCCUGCCCCUCUUCAUAGGGAUGGUUUGCCAUUGCGACCCUUCUCCAGAGAAGGUUUGGAUGGUCCUCCCCUUAGAGAAUACUUGUAUUCUCAGCAGAACCAGCCAACCUUAGUUGGUGAAUUCUCAUCAUCAUUUCGUUCUCAUUCUACCCACUAUAACCCUUAUGCAUCUACUUUUGAUCGCUCCUUACCUCCUUAUCCAAGAAGAGAAAUUGACAUGGGUCCUGGUCCCUCUAAAACUAGUUCCACUUUGUUUGAGCCGCCUUCUGGGUUCGAUUCACUUGUGUCCAGGCCAUUUGCAUCCUCUGCUUUGGUGCCUCCAGUGCACUCUGGUGAUGUGAAGGAAUACUCAUACCCCUUAAAAGAGCCAUUAAGGGACUCUUUAGGGGGUGACCAAUAUGACCCUCUAUUUGAUAGCAUUGAGCCUCCCACUGAUUCUUUCACAAACUUGAACCGAUCCCAAGAGAGGGAAACUAGUGCUGAGGCCGUUGCUAGGUCUAGAGCCAAAUUAGAUCGGCCUCAAGAGAGAGAAACUAGUGGAGAAGUCAUUGCUCAGUCUAUGACCAACCAAAGUACCAGCCCAUUACCAGACUUGAAUUUGAGGAUGAGUACCCAUCACAGGCCUCUUGAUGUAGAGGAGAAUAAUAAACAAAAAGAGGGUGAGGCGAUGGUUUUUAAGCCUCAAAUCGAUGCUGAAGAGUUUGGGGACGCUGCUUUGGAUGCAGAGGUGGGUGUUGUGGAAAACGUGAGCCCAAACCAUGCUGUAAUUGACCAAGGGAAUGCAGGUGCGGGUGAGAUAGAGAUAGACCAGAAUGUCAAAUCGCCAGGAAAGAGUAAUAAGAAGGAAGCAAGGGCAAUGAAGCUUUUUAGGAUAGCUUUGGCUGAGUUUGUAAAGGAUAUAUUGAAGCCUUCAUGGCGGGAAGGAAACAUGAGCAAGGAGGCCUUUAAGACUAUUGUGAAGAAGACGGUUGAUAAGGUUUCUGGAGCGAUGAAGAGCCACCAGAUCCCCAAGACACAGGCAAAGAUUGAGCAGUAUGUGGCAUCUUCACAACGGAAGUUGACAAAAUUAGUCAUGGGCUAUGUGGACAAGUAUGUCAAGGUUUAGGCUUCGCUAUGUGCCCUUUUCCUGGGAACAUUGCAAGAUGAGGGCUUCAAGAGUUUGCAUUGGGGAAGAAACUGUUAAAUAUUGGUUCUCUUGAAGGUUUUUGAGCAGUUUCAGUUAGCCAUUUAUGAGUUUCGAGAAAACUCGACUUGUAUGUAAUACCAGUUCUUGAUGAUGCUACUCUUUUUGACUCUGCCCAAUGAAUACAUAUUUUCAAUUUGUAAAAAAAUCUAUGCAGAAAAAAAGAAGAGUAAAGAGAGUUAUGGCGCUGUGCAUGUAUCC